This is a messenger RNA of Trichoplax adhaerens, 2781 nucleotides long. RefSeq lists its product as uncharacterized. NCBI's taxonomy places the organism in Eukaryota, Metazoa, Placozoa, Uniplacotomia, Trichoplacea, Trichoplacidae. The transcript has 21 exons. The annotation marks the transcript as partial. Gene Ontology annotation, biological process: nuclear-transcribed mRNA poly(A) tail shortening. Gene Ontology annotation, cellular component: P-body; PAN complex. Gene Ontology annotation, molecular function: protein binding; nucleic acid binding. The record is from RefSeq and is a predicted model, not a curated record.
GUAUUGCGUUAUUCCAACAAAUCUGGUUAUGUUUGCUGUGGAACUACUACCGGAAAGGUGACAUUACAUGAUCCUUCAACGCUUCAGUGCAUCAACGCUAUUGAUGCUCAUUCUGGUUCUAUUUCUGAUAUUGAUGUUAGCGAUAAUUUUCUCGUAACAUGCGGCUUUUCAACAAGACAUAGUCAUUUAAAUUGCGAUCGAUUUCUGAUGAUGUAUGAUUUACGAUCAAUGAGAGCACUAAAUCCGAUACAAGUUCACUUCGAUCCUACUUUGUUAAAAUUUAUGCCAAACUAUACUUCCCGGUUGGCCGUGGUUUCCCAUACUGGCCAAUUUCAAAUUUGUGAACCAGGAGUUCCGCUAACGCCAUCUAGCCUAAUUGUUCAACAAAUCGAAUCUACUGGCUACCCACUUGCUUUUGAUGUAUCGCCAUCCGCCCAAGUAUUUGCUUUCGGCGAUAGUGAAGGGUAUCUGCAUGUCUGGACUAAUCGAGAAGAUGCUAUGAUGAAUAAUUUUGGACAACCAACUGAAUUUGCAGCUGAUGAAAAUCGGCUGCCAUACCUCGAUAUUAACGAUCCUUUUGUACGAUUGUCUACGGUGCCUAUGGAUUACACUUAUGACAAGCUGUUAUCUGAUUGGUCCAAUGAAUUGACAGAAGUGAAAGACAGGCGCUUAGCACCCAUAGAUCCGAAAAUUUUAGAAAGCAUGAAAAUGAAUAAUUUUAUCGGAUAUGCUCCGGCACCGGUCAAUUACAAACGCAAUCAGGCAUAUCUCUUUCGUAAUGUUACGUCAUUACAUAAAUUAGAUGCGUUAAGUGAAUAUUAUGGUGAAAUACCAAAGCGUUAUCAUCGUGUAGCUAUGAAGUACUCCAAACUUGGCUUAGAAGAUUUUAACUUUGAGUCAUACAAUCGAACCAAUUUUGCUGGUUUGGAGACUGAUAUACCCAACGCAUAUUGUAACUCUAUGCUGCAGGUGCUAUACUUCUUACGGCCCAUGUGUAUCGGAUUGCAAAACCAUUCAUGCGACAAAGAGCCUUGUUUCGCGUGUGAAUUAGGAUUUCUUUUCCGAAUGUUAGAUUAUUCGAAAGGACAGCCGUGCCAGGCUAAUAACUUUCUUCGUGCAUUUCGAGCAAUACCUGAAGCCGCUGGAUUAGGCUUGAUAUUGCCGGACACCGAAGAAGCUUAUAAAAAUGCAAAUUUAGCACAUCUAAUUCAAAGUUGGCAUCUGUUUGUAUUACAACAGCUAUCUAGAGACACCUACAAAAAGGAUGACAAGUCUGAAGCUACAGACAAUGAUGGAGCGUGGUUCUUGAAGUUGUAUGAAAGUAAAUUGGAAAUUAUUACCAAAUGCGGCUGUGAAAAUAAAGAUAUUAGAACAUCUUCUACAUUACUUUAUACACUUACUUAUCCAAGUAAAUCAUCGCAACCCAAUAAAGACAAGCAGGCUAAUUCCAAUGAAAUAAAAACCCAUUCCUUUUGCUCAGUCCUACUAUCUAGUAUGUCAAAAACACAAAAUGUUUUUGCUUGGUGCGAACGAUGUCAGAAAUAUCAGCCAAGCACUCAAACAAGAUUAGUUAAAAAUCUGCCUGAUAUACUUGCAAUUAAUUGCCAAGUUGAUAAUGAAGAAGGCAUUCACUUUUGGAAAUAUCAGGACAUGGUAGCUGUAAUUUUAAUACUUAACGACAGAAUAUGCCAUAUUAGGUUUCAACUAUAUAUAUUUUAUUAUGAUCUGAAUUCACCGUUAUUUGAUUGUUGGUACUUCUUACAGGAAGUCUUAUUAGGAGAAGGAUAUUUAAAAUGUAUAUUACUUAACAGGCACUGGCUACCCAAUAAAAUCCAGGCUCAGAUCGUAGAUGACGAACUAGUUAUGAACGCAAUCGACUCCAAAGGCGUACGGCACACGACUUGGUAUCUCAUCAAUGAUUUCUCUAUCACGCCUAUCCCGCCGGUCGAUUCCUCAAGCUUUAGUCUUGAUUGGCAAAUACCUUGUAUUUUAUAUUUUAUUAAAGCUAGCGUAUUUCAAAAUUUCGAAGGUGGAGGUAAAAUAUGGAUCAAUUUUUCUAUCAUCCUUGCGGAUAAAUCACUAAAUAAAAAUCCCGAAAUCAGCACGUCUUCGUUUGUAACGCCGCUAGAGGAAGACCUACCAGGCAAAGGAGAUCUCGUCGGCCUUGAUACUGAAUUUGUAUCAUUAAAUCAGGACGAAGCUGAAAUUCAUUCUGAUGGUACAAGAUCAACUAUAAAACCAAGUCAAAUGAGUGUAGCUAGAAUUUCGGUCAUUUACGGAUCAGGACCGAAACGUGGAACAGCUUUUAUUGAUGAUUAUAUUUCAACAAGCGAACAGGUUGUCGAUUACCUCACUGAAUUUUCUGGUAUUCGCCCUGGAGACUUAGAUCCGAUGGUAUCAACCAAGUAUCUCACCACUUUGAAGGCGAGCUAUCGAAAAUUACUCUGUCUCAUAGAUAGAGGUGUAAUAUUUGUUGGACAUGGCUUGCGUAAAGAUUUUAGGGUUAUCAAUAUUAAAGUACCUAAUGAGCAAGUUAUCGAUACGGUGGAAAUAUACCAUCUUGAACGACAACGUUAUUUGUCCCUACGGUUCCUAGCGUGGUAUUUUUUGAAUCGUAAUAUUCAGACGGAAACUCAUGAUAGCAUUGAAGAUGCUGUCACUGCUCUCGAUUUGUAUGAUAAAUAUACCAAUACUAUUAAAAUGGGUAAUUUCAGGCAAAAGUUAAUUGCAUGCUAUGAAACUGGAAGAAAAUGUAAUUGGAAAGCACCCACUACUACUUAA